CAUCAUCUUCUCAGUUACAUCGCAGUAGCGUAGUUGGACUCGAAAGCGUGAUCGCAAUCUCACGAGAUCGAUACGAUCCAUCCAUUCCUUUGCCUUGCCCUCUUUCUCCUUCUCCCGUUGCCACUCCACGCGUUAGAUUUCGAGCGGCAAGGGAGGAGUCGCCUUCCGUCGCCCGUCCCCUCCUCGAUCGCGCCCCCUCCGCCGCCAGGAGGGCAGGAAACCGACGUACCACCGACCGAUCGCGAACCCUAGCCAGGUCCGGAUCGAGAAUCUGCCCUCCAUUUCCCCGAUUCGCCGCUCCUCUCCCCGCUUGCGUCAUUCUCCCCUUGCCCCAAGCCCCGGUUCCUCGCCCGGGGCUGAUCUCCCCGCAGCCGAGAUCGGGGGCUGAAGGGCCCGGGGGACCGCGGACCGCAAUCCAGGGGGCAGCACGAUUUGCUUGAGAGGAAAGGGAGGAAGAGUGGGAGAGAGCUCAAUUUGCCGAUCAUCGAGUGGUGACGCAGAGGCUGCCCUUUUGUUCUCAUUCUCCUCAAUGGCGCCGAUUCUUUUCGUCGUCGUUGCAUUUCCAUGUACGGUUGGAGCCAUGGCGCUGGCGGUGCUUCAUAUAUACAGGCACCUCUUGAAUUACACCGAGCCUACUUAUCAGCGCUACAUUGUCCGCAUCAUCUUCAUGGUUCCGGUCUAUGCGAUGAUGUCAUUCUUGUCCCUCAUCCGUAGUGAUCAUUCAAUAUACUUUAAUUCUAUUCGGGAAAUCUAUGAAGCUUGGGUCAUUUAUAACUUCCUUUCACUCUGCUUGGCGUGGGUGGGAGGCCCAGGUGCAGUAGUUUUGAGUUUAAGCGGUCGAUCUUUGAAGCCAUCAUGGUACCUAAUGACGUGUUGUUUUCCUGCUAUUCCUCUUGAUGGACGAUUUAUUAGAAGGUGCAAGCAAGGUGGUUUGCAGUUUGUGAUCUUGAAGCCUCUUCUAGUUGUCAUUACCUUCAUACUCUAUGCAAAAGGGAAAUAUAAAGAUGGAAAUUUCAGCGUGGACCAAGCCUAUCUUUACAUCACAAUUAUCUACACCGUAUCAUAUUCUAUGGCAUUGUAUGCUCUUGCUUUAUUCUAUGUGGCAUGUAAGGAUUUGCUCCGGCCCUUCAACCCAGUUCCAAAGUUCAUUAUAAUCAAGUCUGUUGUUUUCCUCACAUACUGGCAGGGUGUCUUGGUUUUUCUUGCGGCCAAGUCAAGGUUCAUUAGAAAUGCAGAAGAAGCUGCUGAUUUUCAAAACUUUGUGUUAUGUGUCGAGAUGCUUGCGGCAGCUGUUGGCCACUUUUAUGCAUUUCCGUAUAAGGAAUAUGCAGGUGCCAAUGUCGGUGCUUCUGGUGGUCUGAGGGGAAGCCUUUUUCAUGCUUUGAAGUUCAACGACUUCUAUCAUGACACAGUUCAUCAGUUCGCCCCUACUUAUCAUGACUAUGUACUGUAUAAUAACAACGAGAGUGAUGAGGGAGCAACAAAGUACCGAUCACGGACCUUUGUGCCUACCGGGCAGGAGAUGGAUACUGUGAGAAAGAACAAACAUGCGUAUGCAGGGAAGUUAGAUGAUAUACAGUUGUCUAGUGUCUCUACAUCAGGUUCAAGCAGCCCUGUGAUAUCAAACACACUGCAAGCCCAAGCAGACCUGGAAGCAAUCAAAUCUUCAUUGCUCAAAGAAAGUGCUACUGCUUCUGCACAACCAUAUGAUCUUUCAGUGUUAGCUGAUACCGAUUUGUCAAACUACCCUGCGGAGGUUCCUGCAGUUGAUGACUCCGACAAACCAUAAUGUUAAUUGAUUUUAGUAGUUAGCGGAAGCGAAGCUAGGAGGUCUUGAACUGCACUCCACUGGCUGUACUUUGCUGCUGUGUUUGCAAAACUGGGAAGCCUACAAUUUCCCGUUGCUUCAGUGAAAGGUAAUACUAUACCUUCAAUGAUUUUGCUUCUCGCUUGAAUGCUAGUCAGGAUUGAGAGCAUGUUUGUACAUUUUCUGUUAGUGUCAUUUAAUGGAAUACCUGCAAUGAUUUAUUUGUUGGUUGAA
Molecule: messenger RNA, 2041 nt
Organism: Musa acuminata subsp. malaccensis (wild Malaysian banana)
Lineage: Eukaryota; Viridiplantae; Streptophyta; Magnoliopsida; Zingiberales; Musaceae
Biological process (GO): transport
Cellular component (GO): membrane
Molecular function (GO): transporter activity
Source: RefSeq, a predicted model, not a curated record